Messenger RNA from Necator americanus (New World hookworm), 231 nucleotides. RefSeq lists its product as uncharacterized. NCBI's taxonomy places the organism in Eukaryota, Metazoa, Nematoda, Chromadorea, Rhabditida, Ancylostomatidae. The coding region runs from base 1 to 231 and encodes 76 amino acids. The record is from RefSeq and is a predicted model, not a curated record. The transcript has a single exon.
AUGGCAAGUUUUAGUGUCGUCAGCGGGCGAACGACGGUUCUCCGCGGUCAAUCAAAGCCUCCUCGACGACUCGGCAGAUUGGUGCGAGGCUAUAAAACAGCUGACUAUGAUGUCUUUGGAGCACCGCUCACGUACAGUACCGGCAACGAAUUGACCAGCGGUAACGAGGCUCACGAAAUUCGAGCUUCCGCGGACCUACGUGGUCGGGUUUCAUUCCCUACGCUUAAUUAG